Messenger RNA from Habropoda laboriosa, 596 nucleotides. RefSeq names its product signal peptidase complex subunit 3 (gene Spase22-23). Gene Ontology annotation, cellular component: signal peptidase complex; membrane. Bases 96 to 566 code for a protein of 156 amino acids. Gene Ontology annotation, biological process: protein targeting to ER. The record is from RefSeq and is a predicted model, not a curated record. NCBI's taxonomy places the organism in Eukaryota, Metazoa, Arthropoda, Insecta, Hymenoptera, Apidae. The transcript has 4 exons.
UUUUGGUUAGAAUUUUUGAUGCAUGAUUCGAUCGAGUGAUUUACUAAAUUCAAAUUUCGCAUAUUUUAAUCACCAAUAUUAAUUAAAACGUAACGAUGCAUUCUGUUUUUGCGCGCAAUAAUGCUAUUGUGGCAUAUACGUUAAGUGUUUCGGCGUGCCUAACAUUUUGUUGCUUUCUCUCUACUGUAUUUAUUGAUUACAGAGCAAAUGCGAAUUUAAAUACUGUAAAAGUAGCUGUUAUACAUCUCACUCCAUUAUUUAAUUGGAACGUUAAGCAGUUAUUUUUGUAUCUCACAGCAGAAUAUCAAACAAGAAAUAAUGACUUCAAUCAGGUAGUAUUAUGGGAUAAAAUAGUACUUCGUGGAGAUAAUGCUGUACUUGAUUUUAAAAAUAUGAACACAAAAUAUUAUUUCUGGGAUGAUGGUAAUGGCUUAAGGGGAAAUAAAAAUGUAACAUUAACAUUGUCAUGGAACAUUAUACCAAAUGCUGGACUUUUACCAAGUGUUAAUGCUCUUGGUUCUCACACUUUUGCAUUCCCAUCUGAAUAUACCUCAUUACGUGUGUAAUAUAAAUUUCCAUGUAUGCAAUACAUCUAU